AUGAAUGUAACGGAAGCCUUUGGAAGUAAUAGCAUAACGGAUUUGGAAGAGAAAAGUGCUGAUUUGUAUGUAAUUAUUUUACCAAUAAUCGUUACAUUUGGCUUAUGUGGCAAUAUAAUCUCACUGGUUACUAUUUUCCACUCGAGACUGAGGGAAAUAGCUGCGAAUCAUUACCUAAUUGUCCUCACAGCAGCGGACAGCGUAUUUCUACUUGGCUUAUUGUUAAUAUUAUUCAAAUUAGACUUCAUUGCUUAUCACUUCUGCGUUGUUAUUGAGUACAUUUUAUCAACGUCGUCUUACAUUAGCAGUUGGUCAGUUGCAGCACUUAGCAUCGAAAGGUAUUUGGCUAUUGCUUUUCCACUGAAGCAUGUCAGAUAUGGACAUGUGGACAGAUGGAAAAUAAUGCUUUUCUGGCUGCCAAUACCUUUUGCUUUCAAUUUAAUUCAAUUUAUCUCUCUUAUCCCAUACAACGAUAAAAAUGACCCUAAUUAUCCAAACAUACGCAAAUGUGUUCCAUAUGAUGGUAGCUUGCAGAUGUUGGUUGAGGUAGCAGAUGUAACAUUAUGUUACGUUGCACCGUGUCUUUGCGUGGUUCUUCUGAAUUUACUUGUAGCUGGAAAAGUUAAACGUGGUUUUACGCAUGUCGCUAAUCAGUCACGUUGUAAUAUUAAUUCAUCUAGGCGACGGCAGGGUUCAGCCAUGAUAUUACUGGUAGUUCCGGUAGUUUAUAUGUUGUUAAAUACUCCAUUUUAUCUAUUGCGCAUCACAGAUACAAUUGCAUUAUACGUUUUUCAAAGCAAUAAGUUUUCCAUUGUUGGAGGUUUACACGGUGUCAUAACCAUAUUUCUGUACAACACUGCUCACUACUUGUAUUACAUCAAUUUUGCAUGUGAUGUCAUUGUUUAUGCAUUUUCAAGUUCAAAUUUUCGCAAAACAGCUAUAAUUGCAUGGCAGCAAAUACUGUGCUCAGAUAGUAAGAAAAUUCGGAAAGUAACCACAGAACGAUCAAUUAAUUUUCGAUUAUCAAAUCGAAACGGUGAAAGUAGUUCGAUCAUAGGAUUUUAA
Messenger RNA from Thelazia callipaeda (thelaziosis nematode), 1065 nucleotides. The record is from the annotation of a GenBank genome assembly. NCBI's taxonomy places the organism in Eukaryota, Metazoa, Nematoda, Chromadorea, Rhabditida, Thelaziidae.